This is a messenger RNA of Drosophila hydei, 1160 nucleotides long. RefSeq lists its product as uncharacterized. The record is from RefSeq and is a predicted model, not a curated record. The transcript has 3 exons. Lineage: Eukaryota; Metazoa; Arthropoda; Insecta; Diptera; Drosophilidae. The coding region runs from base 282 to 830 and encodes 182 amino acids.
AAUAUUCUAUGGAAAUUGUGUAAAUGAUAGAAUAUAAUUUGUGGACGUCUCGUUGCUAGCUAUAAGUAGUGGAAACUUUGUGUGAAAAAUUUCUGGGAAAGCAUAAUCAUUUUUGUUUGCAUGGAAACCAAGGGUUGUUAAUGGGGAAACACGCGACUAGGAAAUUUUUACUUAAGUAAACCUGUAUUUAGUUAUAAUUUCGUUGCUAUAGUAAAAUUCUUGAUAGACACAUUUCGAUUGGGUUCAGUUCAGCUUUCAUAUUCAAUAGAAAUUCACUGAAAAUGGAUCCCACCAAACUAGUUGGAAGAGUCAAGGAAGCGGUACGCAUAGAGCAUAAAGCGCGCAGCAAUUUUUCACGCGUUUGGAAUGGAAUUGGAUCCAGUUCGAAUAAUAAGUUUUAUCAUCAAGAUGAACUUGAAAAUCAGCUGAUGGAGAAGCUCCAUACACCAGAACCCGAUAACAAAGCUCAGUCGCACUUCAUUUCAGCAGAAAUGCAAAAGAAUUUGCUUGACAUUUGUCGUUGUGGACGACCUAGGCGUGGCAUCCAUUUAAGCAAGUGUCUUCAGCGAGCUCUAAACACGACUCUACAAUCCGAGGAAGCAGGAAUGCAAGGUGUAAAUAAGAUGCCCCAAACUUCAAAUUGUAAGUUUUCAGCUCUUCGAAAUUUUAUUACCUGUUGUUUAUAUGACUCAUUAUUUUUAGCUUACAUUGGAUUUAAGACAGCUCCUUACCAAAAACUAGAACAGUCCAUGCAGUAUUUAUCGCCCACAAUCUCUAUGCCUGGACCUCGCAUCACUGCCGCUCCAUACAAUGCCAUAAUUAUAGGUUGACAAUAUAGCCACAUCAAGUCACGGUCUUAAAUAUAUCUGAAUAAUGUAUUCUAAUUAUUGAUUAUGAAAUUGUAUCAGUUCUGUUUUACCCAUGUAAAGAUAUAGGAAAUUUCCCACAUCUUAUGGCUUUAAUAAGCUUGAACUUGUGAUCUUGAGAUCUUCUCUUGAACUUAUUGAUUAUGAAAUUGUAUCAGUUCUAUUUUACCCAUGUAAAGAUAUAGGAAAUUUCCCACAUCUUAUGGCUUUAAUAAACUUGAACCUGAGAUCGCGGCUUUAAAAUGCGUUUAACUCUAAAGCUUUUUGGGACAUCCCACUUAAGGUUUCUGUGGC